Adineta ricciae is the source of this 1809-nucleotide messenger RNA. The record is from the annotation of a GenBank genome assembly. Lineage: Eukaryota; Metazoa; Rotifera; Eurotatoria; Adinetida; Adinetidae.
AUGGAUGAAACAAUUGUGAUAAGCGAUCCAGAUGUAGUUCGUGAUGAAGUCCAUCAACCAUUAUUCAAUGAAACAGAAAUUGGUUUUGUUCAUCGAAAUGGAGAUGAACAAAAGUCGGAAACAAUUGGUGAACUGGUUCAAUAUAAAAAACCGAAAGAAAAUCAACAAUUCAUUGGUUUAACAAAAGAAGAAUUACAAGAAUAUCUCAACAAUCCUAAAUGGAAACGUAUUCGUUGGACUAUUGCGUGUUUAUACAUUCUAUUAGUCGUAUCACUUUUAAUUGGAUCCAUUGUUUUAAUUGUCAUUUCAUCACGUUGUCCAUCGAAACCACAUUUGAAUUGGUAUGAAAAAGAAAUUAUCUAUGAAAUCGAUGUUCCAUCAUUUUACGAUUCGAAUGAUGAUGGAAUUGGAGAUAUUAAAGGUGUCAAAGAAAAACUGAAAUAUUUUCAAGAAAAUCGAAUAAAAUCUCUUCUUUUUCAAUCAACAAUCUUUUCUCCGAAAACAAAUUUCAUGUCAUUAGAUUCAUCAGUUGGAAAUGAAAGUGAUUUACAAGAUUUUAUGAAAACUCUGUACAAGAAAGAUAUGCAUUUACUUGUUGAUUUACCAUUGGCGUCAACUUGGGGUACAAAUGAUCAUCUCUGGUUUAAUUCCACUGCUCGUUAUGAUCCGAGUGCAAAUCAUCCGUGUUCAAGAGAUGAACAUAGUUUUGGAUGUCGUUUUCGUCACAUCUAUCGGCAACUACCGCUUGAUUUCAGCAAUGACGAUAUUUAUCGCGAAUCUGAAUCUCGUAUAAAAUAUUGGUUGAUGACGCAAAAAGCUGAUGGAAUUCGUGUGAAUCUUCCAUUGGAAUAUAUUCCAUCAGCCCAGUCGUAUGAAAUAUCUUACAAUACAAUUCACAAAUGGAAUAAACUUAAAAAUGAUAUUGAAAAAAAGACAAAAGCAAAAGUAAUUCUUUAUGAUGUUCCUUUUGGUUUGCAAAAUUUAAUAGAUAACGAAGAGUUACACAAUAAAAUCGCAUAUUCAUUGCAUUUUUCACAUCAUGCUCAGGAAUUCCGUUCGAAAAUUUCAUCAUUUGAAGACAAACGUUUAUCCAAACCAAAAUUUUGGCAGUUGGGAUCCAAACGACGAGAUGAUCAUGCACAAACUUCGAAUCAAUAUUCAUUAGCAAAGGAAACGAUAUUGACUACAACAAUGUUAAUAGGUGGAACACCGAUCGUUCUUUAUGGAGAAGAAAUCGGUCUUGAUCAAACGUCUCAUCCAUUGAUGUCAUGGUCACCUGAUGGACCGAGUGGAGGCUUUUCAAAGUGUUCAACAGCUGAUUGUCAACAUCGCUUUUCGCAUUAUCAAAUUAAUCCACCGAGAACAAGUGUGAAACGACAAGAAGCGUUGGGUGGCGAAUCAAAAGAUUCAUUAUUGAUACUAUUUCGUCAGUUGUCACAAUUACGUUUAAAUCCGUCAUUUCAACAUGGAUUGGUACAAACAGGUUGUCAGCAACAAUCGGGUUUAUUCUGGUUUAUCCGUGAAGCACCUGGUCAUCGUGGAUUUGUUGUUUUAGUAAAUCUAAAUCCAAGUUCAUAUGACUCCGCACAUAUUUCGUUAUAUUCAUUAACAAAAGAACAAGUUCCUUUACAUAUUCAUAAUGAAUAUCAGUGGCCAAACUAUACUCUUCAAAAGUCUCAUGAAAUUCAUAUUAAUUCCGAUAAUCUAUUAAUUAAAUCUCAAUCGAUUAAUAUAUUUUCAUGGACACCGAAAAUGGUGAAACCCGACGUGUUAUAUCAACAUGCAAAUCAACAUUCACAGUACUGUUAA